Molecule: messenger RNA, 1155 nt
Organism: Magnusiomyces paraingens
Lineage: Eukaryota; Fungi; Ascomycota; Dipodascomycetes; Dipodascales; Dipodascaceae
Exons: 1
Coding region: 1-1155 (384 amino acids)
Biological process (GO): beta-D-galactose catabolic process via UDP-galactose, Leloir pathway
Cellular component (GO): cytoplasm
Molecular function (GO): zinc ion binding; UDP-glucose:hexose-1-phosphate uridylyltransferase activity
Source: RefSeq, a predicted model, not a curated record
AUGACCUCCAAAAUCAUCAAUGAAGAGCCCCAUCGCCGAUAUAACCCAUUGACUAAAAGUUGGGUUCUUGUCUCGCCGCAUCGAGCAAAACGGCCUUGGCAAGGCCAGCAGGAAGCCCCACAAAAGGAUGACCGCCCUCAAUAUGAUCCCAAGUGUUAUUUGUGUCCUGGAAAUACACGCAUACAAGGUGACAAGAACCCGCAAUACGAUGGGACUUUUGUAUUUCGCAAUGAUUUUUCUGCUGUACGAACCAAACAUGAGUUGGAGGGAGAAUAUGGAAUUGAUCAAGUGGCUGCAGCAUGUAACGAAAAGGUAACGAGCAAUGAUAAUAAUAAUAAUAAUGAUGAUGAUGAUGAUAACUCAUUGUUUAAAUCAGAACAAAUGACGGGCAAAUGUGUUGUGAUUUGCUUUUCUCCACGACAUGACCAGACACUGGCCAAAAUGAGCUUACAAGAACUGAAGCGUGUGGUUAAAGUAUGGCAAGAUGUGUAUCGAGAAGCGGUGGCAGAUCCUGAGAUUGGGUAUUGCCUUACUUUUGAAAACAAGGGCGCAGCUAUGGGGUGUUCAAACCCACACCCACAUGGACAAGCAUGGAUGACGAGUGUUGUACCUGAGGAACCCGCGGUUGAAAGAGCUUCGAUGGCUGAAUACUGGAGACGAAGAAAAAGUGAAGGAGGGGCAGGAUUACUUGGUGAUUAUGUUGCUCAAGAGGUAAAGAGAGGAGAACGGGUAGUUUUUGCCAAUGGUGGGUUUGCAGCUGUUGUUCCUUACUGGGCGGUAUGGCCGUUUGAAGUUCUUGUGAUUGCACGACGAUCCGGUGUGACAAAUGUAACUGAGCUGGCUGAGCAGGAAGUGGCUGAUUUGGCUGAGGUGUUAUCUCAGGUGACCAUUCGGUAUGAUAAUUUGUUCCAGACCAAUUUCCCAUACUCUAUGGGGCUUCAUCAGGCUCCGACAGGAGAAGGGCAGCUACAUAAAGAGGAGGAAAAAGGAGCUGACCACUUGCAUUUACAUUUUUACCCGCCAUUGCUACGGUCUGCGACUGUAAAGAAGUUUUUGGUUGGGUUUGAGAUGCUGGGGAUGCCUCAAAGGGAUUUGACUGCAGAGAAAGCCGCAGCCAUGUUGCGGGAAGUUUCAGGGACAGAGCGGUAUGAAUAA